This is a messenger RNA of Achroia grisella, 837 nucleotides long. RefSeq lists its product as uncharacterized. The transcript has a single exon. The record is from RefSeq and is a predicted model, not a curated record. Bases 1 to 837 code for a protein of 278 amino acids. NCBI's taxonomy places the organism in Eukaryota, Metazoa, Arthropoda, Insecta, Lepidoptera, Pyralidae.
AUGCAACGUACACCUAAAUCAAGCCAUCCAAUUCAGUAUUUGUCACAACCUGAUCUGACAGUUGAAAAUCAAGAUAAAGCUCGAAACAUAUAUAUAAGAAAAAGAAAAAACCCCGAUUUUGAGAUGAUGGAUAUUAAGGAUUCAUUAAUGCUUUCUUUUAAAAGCAUGCUCAACUCCGAGAUUACGGAUAUAAAAAAACAAAAUACAAAAAUACUGGAAUCAAACGCUGAAAUAAUAAAUCUUUUGCAAAUUAAUGCCUCUAAUUAUCAAGAAGUAAGUGAAAAGGUUGAAACAUUGGAAAUAAAGCAUGCUGCUGCACUGGAUCGUAUAGAUGACCUUGAAACUCAGCUAGAGGGGAUUCAAAAACAGUUAAAAAGAAACACAGUUGAAAUAAGAAACGUGCCAAAACGUGAAAAAGAAAAUUUGAAUGAAGUUGUUGCGGAUAUUUAUAACGCUAUAAACCUAAAAAUGGAAAACGUCCCUAUAAAUGUGUUUAGAAGAGGUAAAAAUAUUUCACCAAUUAUAGUAGAAUAUCAAUAUUUGGAGCAUAAAGAAAUACUUAUAAAAGCUUUCAAAAAUUUUAACAAUGAAAAUAAAAACGCACCUUUAAAUCGACAACAUUUAGGAUUCCAUAGUGAUAAUUCACGAAUUCAUAUAACAGAAUCCUUAACUACCGAGUCAAAGAAAAUUUGGAUUGCCGCCCGUGAGCUUUUCAAGAAAGGUUCAUAUAAAUAUUGUUGGACAUCACGAGGCACUGUUUUACUACGGAAAGAUGAUGGCUGUCCUGCUAUUGCUGUUAAAUCAUAUAAGCAACUUUGUGACUUGGACACACAAUGA